This is a messenger RNA of Indicator indicator, 621 nucleotides long. RefSeq names its product ADP ribosylation factor like GTPase 15 (gene ARL15). Gene Ontology annotation, molecular function: GTPase activity; GTP binding. The transcript is spliced from 5 exons. The record is from RefSeq and is a predicted model, not a curated record. Bases 1 to 621 code for a protein of 206 amino acids. NCBI's taxonomy places the organism in Eukaryota, Metazoa, Chordata, Aves, Piciformes, Indicatoridae.
AUGUCUGAAUGUAUCCAGUUCUCAUUUGCUGUUUGUAGAAUUGGCAUUUACACGUGUUUUAGAGCACUUUGCUGCAAGGGACCGCCACCGCCAAGACCUGAAUAUGACUUGGUUUGCAUAGGCCUCACUGGUUCUGGCAAGACAAGUCUUCUGUCACAGCUUUGCAGUGAAAGCCCGGAUAACAUAGUGUCUACCACAGGUUUUAGUAUAAAAGCAGUGCCAUUCCAGAAUGCCAUCUUGAACGUAAAAGAACUUGGAGGGGCUGACAAUAUCAGGAAAUACUGGAGUCGUUACUACCAAGGAUCCCAAGGGGUAAUAUUUGUAUUAGACAGUGCCUCCUCUGAAGAUGAUCUAGAAACUGCUAGGAAUGAACUGCAUUCUGCUCUACAGCACCCACAGUUAUGUACUUUGCCGUUUUUAAUACUGGCCAAUCAUCAAGACAAGCCAGCAGCUCGCUCCAUACAAGAGAUAAAAAAAUAUUUUGAACUUGAGCCACUUGCACGUGGAAAGCGCUGGAUUCUUAAACCCUGCUCCUUGGAUGAUAUGGAGGCAGUAAAAGACAGCUUCUCCCUUCUAAUAAACUUGCUAGAAGAGAGAGACUUCGAACCUUCAAGAAUGUGA